CUGCUGUAGUGCUGCAAAAAGAGGCAAGGGGCACUAGGUGUGGAUGACCUUGAAGAUGAUCGCGGCCAAGAAGAGCGCAGGCGCUGUCGUGGUCUUCCUGGCGGCAUCAUGCAGCAAAGCUGUGUCCUUCAUGCCCUCUCCAUCUAGUACAUCCGCUGUGGCUGCUUCGUGGACUUUCAACCGCUGUCGAGCUGCGGACGCAUGCCGCCGCUGCUCGUUGGAUGUCACAACCACAACCUCCGACGCAAACGAAAGAUGGCAACGGCAACAACGGCAAGGGCAAGGGGGUAGCAGAGGACAAAGGCGAGGCAGGAGGAGUAGCGAGCUGUGGGGGGGGAAGGUCGGGAAGCUGGCGUCCUCAAAACCUUCGGAAGAUUUCGCGAGAGAGGGACGAGCAGAUGGCGGAUCAACUACAGCAGGUGCGGCACAAUUACCAACAAUAGCAAUUCUUCCGAGAUUUGCACGAGAGUUUCACCCGUGA
Messenger RNA from Ectocarpus sp. CCAP 1310/34, 481 nucleotides. NCBI's taxonomy places the organism in Eukaryota, Phaeophyceae, Ectocarpales, Ectocarpaceae. The record is from the annotation of a GenBank genome assembly.